Messenger RNA from Saitoella complicata NRRL Y-17804, 645 nucleotides. RefSeq names its product 60S ribosomal protein L10. Gene Ontology annotation, biological process: translation; ribosomal large subunit assembly. The record is from RefSeq and is a predicted model, not a curated record. Gene Ontology annotation, molecular function: structural constituent of ribosome. Gene Ontology annotation, cellular component: ribosome; cytosolic large ribosomal subunit. NCBI's taxonomy places the organism in Eukaryota, Fungi, Ascomycota, Saitoellomycetes, Saitoellales, Saitoellaceae. The transcript has a single exon. The annotation marks the transcript as partial.
AGGUGCUACCGCUACUGCAAGAACAAGCCCUUCCCCAAGUCUCGCUACAACCGUGGUGUCCCUGACCCGAAGAUCCGCAUCUUCGACCUCGGUCGCAAGAGGGCCUCCGUUGACGAGUUCCCCUUCUGUGUCCACCUCGUCUCCAACGAGUACGAGCAGCUCUCCUCCGAGGCUCUCGAGGCCGGUCGUAUUUGUGCCAACAAGUACAUCGGUAAGACCUCCGGAAAGGACUCCUUCCAUCUCCGUGUCCGCCCUCACCCCUUCCACGUCGUCCGUAUCAACAAGAUGUUGUCUUGCGCUGGUGCCGAUAGGUUGCAGACUGGUAUGCGUGGUGCUUGGGGUAAGCCCAAUGGUUUGGUCGCUCGUGUCAACAUUGGCCAGAUCAUCAUGUCCGUCCGUACCCGUGACAACAACAAGGCUGUUGUCAUCGAGGCUUUGAGGCGUUCUGCCUACAAGUUCCCUGGACAGCAGAAGAUUGUCGUUUCCAAGAAGUGGGGUUUCACCUCCCUUAACCGUGAGGAGUACGUUGCUCUCCGUCAGGAGGGUCGUGUCAAGCCCGACGGUGCUUACGUCAAGUUCUUGACCAACCGUGGUUCCCUCGAGAAGAACUUGAAGGCUUUCCCCGAAUUCAACGCUACCGCUUAA